ACAACUGCAGUAUUUUCAUCAAAUAUACGGUCAAAUUUUUAGAUCAAUCAAUUUGCAAAACAUGAUUUAUUUGAGAUUUCAAACAAUUCUGUCUAUUGGACUAAUAGUGUCCACAUCAGCAGAAAUUAAUCUUGAUCAAGUUAUCAAUUAUUUAUCAUCGAAAAAUUUACCAAAAGCACAAAUUGCAUUUCAUAAUUGCAUUGCUAAGUUCAACGUAAAAGGUCUUGAACAAACGAAUUAUGAAGAAAUCAAUACAUUUUUAUGUAAAUUAAGGGAUAAUAUAAUUUCUCGUGAAAUGGAUCCAAAUGAAAUGAGUCAAAAAUUGGUUGAAUAUUUAAAAUUAGAUAAAUCUAUUAUUACCAAGCACUUUGAUAAAUGUUGUACAGAUUUCCACUCAAGAUUGUUUACAUUAGAAAAUCUUGGGAAAAGUGACAAUCUGGAGACAUUCGCUCAACAAAUUUAUACACGUUUUGAUGGAGCAUAUAAAAUUCUGCAAGAUUGCGUAGAUACUUAUUCCCUGAGUGGAUAUUAUACGCAACCAAUCAAUCGUUACGAGACACAUCGAGAAAGAGACAAGAAACACAAAUUCUGUAUAAGAACAGCAGAAUUUACUAUAAAAUUUAUUACUAGUGAUUAUACUCUAAAUGAAGUCGCUAGUGCAUUGGCAAAAAACAUUUUUUCAAUUUUAGAGAAACCCUUCGAAAAGUAUUGUUUUGCUGUUUAUUAUACGUAUUUGGUUUUAGAUGACUCAGUGUUAACUGGACUAAUACAGUCCGCAUCAGCAGAAAUAAAUCUUGAUCGAGUUAUCAAUUAUUUAUCAACCACAAAUUUACCAAAAGCACAAGAUGCAUUUCAUAAUUGCAUUGCUAAUUUAAACAUAAAACGUCUUGAAAAAAUGAAUUAUGAAGAAAUCAAUAAAAUUUUAUAUAAAUUAAGAGAUGAUCUAAUUUCUCGUAAAAUUGAACCAAACGAAAUGAGUCAAAAAUUAGUUGAAUUUUUAAAAUUAGAUAAAUCUAUUAUUACCAAAAAGUUUAAUGAGUGUUGUACAAUUUUCCACUCAAGAUUGUUUGCAGUAGAAAAACCCCAGAUAAGUGACAAUUUGGAAACAUUCAAAGAACUAUUAAAGGUGCGUUUUUAUGGAGCAUAUAAAAUUCUGCAAGAUUGCAUAGAUAUGUAUUCUCUUGUGGAACUUGAUAAGAGUGAAAUUAAUUUUUACGAGACUACCAAAAGUAAUAGCAAGCAAUACAACUCACAAAAAAGUACAAUCAAUAUUAUGAUGAAUAUUAAUUCUGUUGAUUAUACUGUUGAUAGAGUUAUAGAUCAAUUAAAAUUCUCAUAUUUUGGAGAUGUAGAAAAACCUUUUGCAAUGUAUUGUUGUGCUGUUCAUUACACGUAUUUGGUUUCAGAUGAUUCCAAUUUAAAACAAAGUUUGGGAACUAGCGAUAGAUCACAAUGAAUUCUGAGGAAAAUACAUAAUCUCUGGACUUUCCUCCCUCAAUUGUUUUAGUUUAUUAAAAAUUUUUUUAAUGAUUUUUGACAUGAGUCAUAAAUUAUUAUUUUCAAAUAAUAAUUUAAUUAUGAUCAUUAUAGAUUUAUUAAUUAUUUUACAAUAAAUAACUUUAAUUAUGAAUA
Messenger RNA from Daktulosphaira vitifoliae (grape phylloxera), 1632 nucleotides. RefSeq lists its product as uncharacterized. The transcript is spliced from 11 exons. NCBI's taxonomy places the organism in Eukaryota, Metazoa, Arthropoda, Insecta, Hemiptera, Phylloxeridae. The record is from RefSeq and is a predicted model, not a curated record. The coding region runs from base 62 to 1456 and encodes 464 amino acids.